Molecule: messenger RNA, 1017 nt
Organism: Aspergillus puulaauensis
Lineage: Eukaryota; Fungi; Ascomycota; Eurotiomycetes; Eurotiales; Aspergillaceae
Product: alpha/beta hydrolase
Exons: 8
Coding region: 1-1017 (338 amino acids)
Molecular function (GO): hydrolase activity
Source: RefSeq, a predicted model, not a curated record
AUGACCAUUCAAAACGAAGCAUCCUACCGGUAUGCACACUAUGGAAUCCCCGACCCCGACUUCGACAAGUACAAGGACAUGGACAAUCCGUUUGGCAAUAGUGAAGGACUCUCUGUACCAGCCAUGCGCGAGAUCAUGGCGCAGAUGCCGGUGACUUUUCCAUACGACCAGAGGGAUGUUGCCAGUGUUGCGAUCAGCAAUCAAACAAUCACAGCCCGUGAUCACGCCGAGCUGAAUCUUAGGAUCUACAGGGAUAAGGAUGUUGGGAAAGAUGCGGUGCUAUUUUUCGUCACGCAUGGUGGAGGAUGGAUCCUUGGGGACCAUGAUACGGAAGAGGCAAUGAAUCGCCUGGUUGCUAAGAAGACGAACUCGGUUGUUGUGAGCGUCAACUAUCGACUGGCGCCUGAGUAUCCAUUCCCCUACGCCGUCAAUGACUCGUUCGAUGCGUUGCAAUGGUGCAGAGAGAAUGCAGCGGAUCUGGGAAUCGACCCCCAGAGAGUCGUUGUUGGAGGAAGUAGCUCUGGUGGCAACAUUGCCGCUGCUUUGGCAUUGAAAGACCGAGACGAGGGCAUCGGUGCUGUAUUCGGACAGGUGUUGAAUUUCCCAGGGACCUGCCAUCCGGAUCACUUUCCUCGGGACAAGUAUGAGUACUACAGCCCGGAGCAGAAUAAGGAUGGGCCGAUUAUCACGACAGAGGCAGUCCAUUGGUUUUGGAGUUUAUACUACCCUGAGGCAGGGGACAACCCUUAUGCGAGUCCGCUUCUUGCAGAUUCUCACAAGGAUCUGGCACCGGCAUCAGGACGUGACCCCGAUCGAGACGAAGCACUAGCAUACAGCGAAGCCCUCAAGAAAGCCGGUGUUCCUGUGAAAACAAAGGUCUAUUCCGGCCUCCCUCACGCUUUCAAUCUGUUUCCGGACCUUGAAGAAACACCCACGUUUUACAACACGGUUGUCAACUGGAUCAACUAUCUCGACAAGGACAUGGCGAAGAUAACUAAGUUCGAUAAGCGUUCUUGA